Sclerotinia sclerotiorum 1980 UF-70 is the source of this 162-nucleotide messenger RNA. RefSeq lists its product with no specific name. Bases 1 to 162 code for a protein of 53 amino acids. The transcript has a single exon. NCBI's taxonomy places the organism in Eukaryota, Fungi, Ascomycota, Leotiomycetes, Helotiales, Sclerotiniaceae. The record is from RefSeq and is a predicted model, not a curated record.
AUGAACCCUACAACAACUCUACAACUUACGCUUCUCUUAAAUUUGGCAUCCAUCAGCGUUCAAGAAGGGGCUGUUGAUACCUUUCUCCCACGUGAUACCCUAGAUAUCCCUUGCUUUCCAACCAACGAACAGGCCGCGGUACACGGUACAUCGGCUGCAUGA